CUAACUUCAGGCCAGAUGUAGCUGUUGCUGCUUAUCCAUAAUUUGAGAAUUUGGUAGUUUUAAAACGCCAUGGAAGACCCUUUAAAGCCGAAGCCAGUGCCGCUGGCUGCUGAGACAGUGCUAUGGUUUGAGUUUCUGCUUGAUCCGCACAAAAUAACACAACACCUGCAAAGCAAACACCCUGAACCCAGCGCCGUAGAGCUUAUCAUGCAGUUUAUUAGCAUGACGCCGGAAACAGUAGUACCAUCCACUGUUGUAACGCCUGGCAGCGAUUUGCAGAACUUACCGAAUUCCGGAAUGGGCGCCAAUGUUACUACAUCCACUACCUCAGCAUCACUAAGUGUGCCGCCCACAACACAACUGCAGCAGCGACAGCCAGAGCUUGGUUUGCAGCUCACGCGAAAACAAUUGGCAUUAAAGAUCCUGGAAUUGAAAGUGGCCACUUGGCUGCGAUGGGAUUUGGAUUUGCUGGAAAAGAAUCUGCCUGUGAUUAUGCAGCUGGGACUUUUGCGCGAUUUGUGCAUUAUAAGCUAUGGACGUGCAGUUAGCAUACCACUACCCAGCGAUUUUGAUAUGAAGAUUUCAAAAACCGGCAAUGAGUGUGCGGCACGCUUUGCACUUACCAUUUAUCAUCGCAUGCAGCUGCGAUUGCAGCUCAUCAAGGACAGUACGCUCAAGACACAGCGACCGCUCAUUUACCAAGCUGUAGAUCAGCUGCAACAGUUUCUGGACACACCCACGCAGCCUUCCAUUGAAUAUUUGGAAUAUCUCUGCGCAACAGCUACCACGAGAACCUUUCAUGUAUUCCAUUACGAUAGUUUUGUUACGCUGCAAUGCGAUAAUUUGAGUUCCUCUCAAAACUACGAUCUGAUGCAUCUCAUAAGUCCGCAAGAGUUGCGUGCACAGCUGCACUAUGAACUGGCCCACUACUAUCUCUAUACCAAACAGUAUGUGCUAGCACGAGAAAACGCCGCCGCAAGCAGCAGCAACUAUCAAUCCUUGCCCGCCGGCGUCACCCAUAACUUCUGUCACAUAAGACCCAUUGAGCUGGAGGGAUUACUGCAGGCUUGUGGCAUUAGUGCACAACCGCAAACGCUGCUGGAGCGAUUUCAUAUAUCGCUGCUGAACAGCUAUGCAGACAUUGUUCCCAUACUACAACUCGAUAAUAUUGCACGUGAAAUACCUUUGGUAAGCAGACGCAAUGUGGAGCUGGACAUUGAGGGCACCAUUUCGACGGGAUUACUCAAGGAGCCGCGGCAGCUGCUGUUGCAGGUUGCCGCCUUGAAUGUGGUGCGCUCUAUCUUUGAGUGGGGCAACAUUUUCAGCAGCGUGGAGUAUUUUGAAAAGUAUCGUGACCUGGAUUAUAUGACGCCCAUAAUGGAUGCUAUGCAAAACGCGCUGCCGCAGUGCAGACCCAAAGAACGCACAGCAUUUAAACACUUUCUUAUAGACUGUGUGCUUUCCCAGCAACUGCAGCAGCAACAACAACUGGAGCAAUCACGACAGCUGCUGCAAACCUUGAGUGGCAUGUGCCUAUUCACCGCGCAAGAGCUGCAAGAUCUGGAGGGACAACUGCAGCAAACCGCGCUGCCUGUGCUUAACAAUUCGCUGGCCACGCUCAACGAUUGGAUUUGCAACUCCAAAAUGACGCUCGUGGAUGUGGCCAGCUUGGAACGUCAGUUGAUCUCUUGCAGCAGCGCUAACACCGUGCGCAUAUUGUUAGUCAAGCUCUGCAGCAAAGCGCCCGGUAAACCGUUGUGGGCCAUUAAUCCUAGCUGGGAUGUGCCGCAGCCGCUAAAAUCUUUAAUCAUGGCCAUGCCAGUGAGCUUUCUGCAAGACUUUAGCUAUGUUCUGUUGGGCAAGGCACGUGAGCUGGCCAUGCGUGGCAACUACAUUGAUGCCGUAUCCAUGCUAAGUGUGCUCAAGUCGGAAACGAAGCGUCAGGAGCUGGGAGGCAAUGCGCAAUUAAUGUCCAAGCUGAUUACCUGGGAGAUUCUGCAUAUACAAAUUACACAAAGUCUGGAGGAGUGGCAUCAAAAGCCAUUGGAUCUGCAAGCCUUAGGCACACGUUGUAAGCAAUGCUUGGCUGCACUUCAGGCGGGUGACUCCAUGGUGCCACGGCUGGACAUACAAGAGAACUGCGCCAUUAUGCUGCUUAAUCUGACAGACUUUCCCGCGCUGCUUUAUUUGGAUAAGCGUACGCCACAGCUGGAGCUGCCGUUUGCCUUUGCAGCCACUUUUAUUGAAAUGGAAAAGCUCAAGGGACCCAAGAAGGUAUGUCGCGAUGCCUGGGAGCUGAUAGUUAGCAUGUUCCUCAAUGUGCCCAAGCGUGCGUCUGCCACAGGCACUGGGAACGCUGCUAUCAGCUCACUGUUGGCUUUCUUGCAACGUCUGCGACAUCAAAGCGUCUUUGGACUAGCCAUCUCCAUGCUGGGCAAGAUGCAUAAUAUACUUAAAGACGAUCCCAACCAUGAUUUGAUCUGCGAGUACAUGCAGCUCUGGCCUACCAGCGUAAACAACCCCAAUAGCUACAGUCUGCGUAGCGUCUGCGAAACGCUGCAAUGGCUGCUAUCGGAAGCACUCAGCUACUAUCCGCAGACCAUUUCGUGGCUGAAGAUGAAAGGCGACUUGGAGCUGGCCAGCGGCAACAAUGAGUCGGCAAUGCGUUGCUAUGUCAAUGCUCUGGUCACCGGCACCGACUACUGCACCAUGCCGCUGCAGCGUAAUGUGGCCGAUGAUUAUGUUAUAAGGAAAAUGAUACGCUGUGCCGCCAAUUUGGGAUGCCACAUGCAGGCUACGGUGCUAUGCCAGUUUCUCGAUGAGAUCGACUAUAGCAUUGUCUUUAAGAAUCUCAGCGAGAAAUCUUCCAACUUUACAGAUGCCAUGGAUGCCUAUUAUAGCUGUAUUUGGGAUACAACGCUGCUUGAGUUUAUUGUCAAUCUGCAUGCAAAGCGUGGCGAGCACAGCCGUAAAUUGGAAGCGAUAUCUAUGAUGGGCACCUUGGAGCUGAAUGCCAACAAUAAUGAGGAGAUCAAGCGAGAGAGCGCCAUGGUGCGCAAGUCGCGCUUUCUACGCGCUCUUGCCAAGCAGUAUUUACUGUAGUCGCUGGCGGGGCCAACAAC
This is a messenger RNA of Drosophila busckii, 3122 nucleotides long. It is a transcript of the gene IntS8, whose product is annotated as integrator complex subunit 8. The transcript has 7 exons. Gene Ontology annotation, cellular component: integrator complex. The record is from RefSeq and is a predicted model, not a curated record. Gene Ontology annotation, biological process: snRNA 3'-end processing. The coding region runs from base 70 to 3102 and encodes 1010 amino acids. Lineage: Eukaryota; Metazoa; Arthropoda; Insecta; Diptera; Drosophilidae.